Messenger RNA from Diversispora eburnea, 1626 nucleotides. The record is from the annotation of a GenBank genome assembly. NCBI's taxonomy places the organism in Eukaryota, Fungi, Glomeromycota, Glomeromycetes, Diversisporales, Diversisporaceae.
AUGAAGUUAAAAAAAGAUUUACAAGAAAAGUUUCUAAGUGAAAUUUCGAAAUUAUAUAAAUUUGGAAAUGAUUUUAAUGUAAAUAUAUUUGUGGGAGUUGAACCUAAUAUUAAAGUGUUUAAAGCACAUUCAUUAGUUUUACGAGCAAGGUCAUCCUAUUUUCGAGAAAUUUAUUUGUACGGAAUUGAAGAAUUAAUUGAUCUCCUUUUGGCAUCUGAUGAAUUAGCUCUCAUCGAACUUGUAGAAUAUAUUCAAUUUCGUGUUACUUGUAUGGAAAUUAAAGAAUCUAAAAUUAGUAGACCUUGUUAUAAAGAACGCGCUAUCAAUGAUGAUUGGGGUUGGAAGAUUGGUUUUGGAAAAGGAGAUUUGCAAAUAUUUCUAAGAGAAUGUCAACAGAAAGAUUAUGAUUUUAGUAUAUUUCAAGGUGAAUUUGAAAUUGAAGAAUAUGAAGUGUUAAAAUUGGUGACAAAUAUAUGUCCAAAAUUUAUUCGACAACAAGCUAAUGAAAGAUAUGCUUCAAUUCGUGAAUCAAUGUUUCCAUUAGAAGAAGCAGCCAAACAAAUUGUUUACAUUGAUACAUUAAUUAAUAUUCUUUCUGAACAAGGAUUUGAAUUUAAGCAAAAUAUUGAUGGAAAUCAUCAUUUAAUUGAUAAAAUCGAAAGAAAAGAAUUUGAAAUUUGUUUUUUGGAUAAUGAUAGCGAUAGUAAUAAUAGUGAAGGAGAAAAAGAUGAUAAUAAUUAUAGUGAUAAUGAUAAUGGUUUAGUGAAAGAAGGAAUUAAUGGAUUUAGUAAAUUUCCUCAUGAAAUUAUGUUGAAUAUUAUGGAAUAUUUAAAUCCUACUGAUAUCAUUUCACUUGCUAUGGUCAAUAAAAAAUUUAGAUCUCACACAUCAGAUAAUUUUUUAUGGCGACAAAUAUUAAUUAGGGAAUAUGGUGAAAGGGCUAUUCAGGAAGAACCAAGACAAACUGCUAUUUUUAGAGGUUAUCCUGGUGCCUUUUAUAAAUAUCGAUAUUUUGAUUGUAAAGUCAAUGAUGCAAGGGAAUUGGAAUUUAGGAAUAACAAUCGGAUUCGACAAAAUCAACGAGCAUACGAUAUCGAGAUGACUAUAAGCAGUGUCCCUCCUGGAGAUUAUGACAUCUUAUGGCGUAUGAGGAUUGAAAAAUCUUCAUGUAAACCGAUUGUUACUUUUUCAACUGAUAUUUGGCUGCGCAAGGAGCAAUAUGAAGAUUAUAGAUAUCAAGUACAUACUGGAAUUAAUUGUCAUUUGGAAAGUGAUGAUUAUUUUGGUUCUAGGAAGAAAAAUUUAAAAGUUGAUAGUGUAUGCCUUAGACCACACAUAUCAUACGAUUUAAUUCAAAAUUCCGCAGCAGAUGAAAUUUAUUUGACAGCUUCAGAUAAUCAUAAUAAUGAUAUUUUACCUGAUGAAAAUAGAAAUGAUUCUGUAUAUAAUGAUAAUUAUUUAAAUACACUAAGCAGCAUUUGUGGAAAUUAUUAUACUAAUAGAAGAAAUGAUGAUGAGAGAAAUGAUGGGAGAAAUUAUGAUGGGAGAAAUGAGAAUAAAAAAGAAAGAAGAAGGAAGACGAUUUCAAAAGUUAUUUCGUGUAGUUCAAACUAUUUGAGUGAAUGA